This is a messenger RNA of Coniophora puteana RWD-64-598 SS2, 804 nucleotides long. RefSeq lists its product as uncharacterized. Gene Ontology annotation, molecular function: RNA binding; structural constituent of ribosome. The record is from RefSeq and is a predicted model, not a curated record. The coding region runs from base 117 to 557 and encodes 146 amino acids. Gene Ontology annotation, cellular component: cytosolic small ribosomal subunit. The transcript has 5 exons. NCBI's taxonomy places the organism in Eukaryota, Fungi, Basidiomycota, Agaricomycetes, Boletales, Coniophoraceae.
CGCUGUCCCGCUCGACGUCAAGACUCAAAACUCAAGGCAUCAACGCCCCCAACGCUUCCACCGGACACAGUGCGACAAUCAAGUUGCACUUCCGACAUAAAACCACAUAGCCCAGCAUGAUCAUCACCAAGCAGAACCGCCGCGUCAUCUACGAGAACCUCUUCAAGGAGGGCGUGAUGGUCGCGAAGAAGGAUUUCAACGCACCCAAGCAUGAGGAGCUCGACGUCCCUAACCUUCAGGUUAUCAAGGCCAUGCAGAGCCUUACCUCGAAGGGCUUCGUCAAGACCCAGUUCUCGUGGCAAUGGUACUACUACAUUCUCACUCCCGAGGGUGUUGACUACCUCCGCGAAUGGCUGCACCUCCCUGCUGAGAUCGUGCCCUCCACCCACAAGAAGGCUGCUCGGCUACCCCGCCCUGCUGGUGUCCGUGGCCCUGGCGCCGAGGGUGCCUACCGCCCACCUCGUGGCGGCGACCGCGAGGACUACCGCAAGAAGGAAGGUGCGCCCAGCGACUUCAGGCCUAGCUUCGGUGUGGGCCGUGGUGCUCCCCGGGAGUAAAUGCGCUUGGCGGUACCAAGCCAUAUAUGCUUGGGUGGAGGCAGGGCGGUGGCAUAGAGCCGGACGGUGGAAGGGGGGUGGAUUGUAUGUUGACGCGGCUCCAAAAUGACUGAAUGUCUACUGCUAUCGCUACAGUAUGUGAACAUCGAUUAGGCCGCAUGCCCUUCAUCAUUAUUUUGUCGGUUCUAUGCUAUGAUAUUUCAGCUUCUCUCUGUACAGUGUGUCUAACUCUAUCGAUCCCCUGAAG